GUAGAAAAUGUCCAGGCUCCAGAGUCUGAAGGUCUUCGUCAGCCAGCGGCUCACUGCGGCUGUGGACGAGAUAUUCGGACUUUUUGAGAAAACAAUCAGCGAGUAUGAAGAGGAGCUGAAUCGCCGCCAUCGGAGAAUGCUGGAUGUGGUUUUAACUCCUGAAAUAAAACAGAGAGAUGUUGAGCAGCUGCUGAGGAAAGAAGAGGUUCUUCCUGAGCAGCAGGAGUGGAGCCCCAGUCUGGACCAGGAGGACCCAGAGCCCCCCCACAUUAAAGAGGAACAGGAGGAAGUGUGGAGCAGUCAGGAGGGAGAGCAGCUUCAAAGGCUGGAGGAGUCCAACAUUGUUCAGUUCCCAUCAUGCCCUGUUCCUGUGAAGAGUGAGGAUGAGGAGGAGAGACCUCAUCAUAACCAGACUGAGCCUCCAGCCAGCAGCUCAACUGGACAGGUGGAAACAGAGGCUGAUGGAGAGGACGGUGGAGGACCAGAACCAGACAGGAACUCGGGUCCAGACAGUUAUUUACAACCAUUUAGUGAAGACAAGGCUUCAAACUGCUCUGAACCUGAGACUGAGAUUAGCGAUGAUGAGUGUAAGGAAACCAUGGGACCUCAGCCAAGGUUUCUCUCUAACGUCCCUGUGAGUGACGCUGCCAAGAAGUUAUUUAUCUGCUGUGAAUGUGGUAGAAAGUUUGGUCGUAAGGACAGUCUGCGGCGACACAUGAGGUAUCACACAGGAGAGAAACCAUACAGCUGCUCAGUUUGUGGUAAAAGAUUUUCCCAGAGGCCAAAUUUAAUCCGUCACAUGAGAUGUCACUCAGGAGAAAAACCUUUCAGCUGCUCAUUUUGUGACACAAGUUUCGCUGUGCGCAGCGCUUUGGUAAACCACAUGAGGAUCCAUACUGGGGAGAAACCAUUCAGCUGCUUAUACUGCGAGAAAAGCUUCACACAAAAGGGAGGUCUGAAAAAACACAUGACGGUCCACACAGGAGAGAAACCGUACAGCUGCCCCGUGUGUGACAAAAGUUUCUCUCAAAAGGCAAAUCUGACGUACCACUUCUCGGUGCACACGGGACAGAAACAGUUCAGCUGCAGCGUCUGUGACAAACGCUUCACGUGGCAGUCUCAGGUCAAAAGCCACAAGUGUGUGGGUGAGAGCAGCAGCAGCAACUGAAGCUGCACAGCUGCUGCUUCACCUGUAAAUAAACUGAACAUGGUGUUUUCUGUCUGAGUGGAUUCAUGACUGAAGACAGGAUGAGAAACUCUGAACGUUUUCUGAAGCAACAUCAGUCUCUGAUGAGUUUGUAUAUAGACACAGUUACAGUUCCCUUUGGCUGCAGUGUUUUCCUUUUCUCUUUCAAGUCUCUGUGUUUGAAUGUGUUUAAACUGACUUUUAAACUUUUAAAACCUGGUUUCUCAGAGCUCAGAUCAGUCAAACCAGUGUACGUGGACAUGAACCAUGAAACAAAUUAUUUACCAGCCCAAAUGUUUUAGACAAAAAAUAAAUCCUGUAAAUGUUUCUCACGUUGACAGACGUACCGGGAGUUAAUGACCUUACUGCUGUGAGUCAGACCUUCAGCCUGAUGAUGAACGAUGAUGAGGGAGUUGGUUCAGUUCUUAGUGUUGUGAUGAUGUUUCAGUCCAGUCGCAGAGAAGAACGAUCAGACGAGGUGAAUCCAGAGUUUAUGAAUCCUGAUAUUCAGCGUUACGUCACUUGAUCAACAUCUGGACCUGAGUUACAGAUGUUUCCUGACCACCUGCAAGUGAACGUCUGUGAUUUCACCACAGAGCAGUCUGGGAGGAUCUGCAUCAACAGGCCCAAGACGACCGAAACUUCCUGUCGAGGAUCAUCAUCGAUGAGGAGCACCGAGUCUAUGGCUUCAACCCAGAGACCAGACAGACUGAAGUGGAGCGUCAGGUCAGGAGCAGGUCCAUCGGUUUCUUUGACGUUUGUGAGGUUGUGCAUCGUGAAUUUGUCCCCACGGUCAGACUGUUCUGAGAGAGGACUGUGGCCUGAUGACAACGUGAUGAUGAGCUCCCUCACAGCAAGGUGAAAGGUCACCUGCACCAUAUUGCCGCACCGAACAUGGAACAGUAACUGCUGUGAUGGUUUGAUAGAAGGUAGCUUUGUUAUUAGAGAUGAAUGAACAAUUACUGGAUCUGUAUGAAGAUAAUGAAAUAAAAAUCACAGUUUUAUAUUGAAUAAUCUUCAGGUGUUUUGUUGUUUAUGAAUCUAAUAAACUGGUGUGAGAUUCA
Lates calcarifer (barramundi perch) is the source of this 2250-nucleotide messenger RNA. RefSeq names its product oocyte zinc finger protein XlCOF6.1. NCBI's taxonomy places the organism in Eukaryota, Metazoa, Chordata, Actinopteri, Centropomidae. The coding region runs from base 8 to 1168 and encodes 386 amino acids. Gene Ontology annotation, biological process: regulation of transcription by RNA polymerase II. The record is from RefSeq and is a predicted model, not a curated record. Gene Ontology annotation, cellular component: nucleus. The transcript is spliced from 2 exons. Gene Ontology annotation, molecular function: DNA-binding transcription activator activity, RNA polymerase II-specific; RNA polymerase II cis-regulatory region sequence-specific DNA binding.